CCGCCACACAGGCAGCACAGCUUGAGCAAUGGGACCUAGAACCAUUUGUCUCCGGAUAAGCCAGUAAACGUGCCUGGAAUUUUUAGUCUAAAGGGGGUUCCCCAAACUUGUUGCUUGUUCCACGUCAUGGUGAUUGGCACCACUAACAUAUGCAGGGUUUUCUCCUCGGUGUCUAGGAUAGCUGCUGCUGUCAGGAAUUGCGAAGGCGUUUUUUGCUUUUUUUUCUGCUGUAGAGUUGAGGAUAAAGCAUACUGGCUUCCCGAUUUGGGGUCGGAGGACUUAGCUGAACAAGUUCGCUUCAACUGAGUGGAGCCGGAAGUAGUGCUCUUGGAGAAAUGCCUUCUGUUUGGACAAGGUGGACAGGUUGGACAGCUCCUAGGAGCACCGCCUGAAGUUUCAGCCUAAUGUUCCAUGCAGAAAGCCGCCUUCGCCGUUGUCUAACUGCAGAUGCACUACACCUUGGGAAGAAAAUCACGCAGAAAUAGUGUAUUAUUUAUAGCCCGCUGCUCAAGGCUAUGACUAUGCUCUAAAACUACAGGAAUUAUUUCCUCUGUAAUGGAAUGUAGUUUUGACACUUAAGAAUAUGUAGGAAAUAUGGUAUACUUAUAUUUUCCUCUAGCUUUGCCUGCAAUGCAACUAAUCAUGUCGGGUCCGUGUAGAGAUAAGUGGAAGGUUUAUCUUUGCAGUCACCCUUGCCAUCGUUGGGUUUUGAGCAGAGGUGCUGCAGGAAUCUGAUGUACAUUUUUCGGAUUUCAGGGAUGCAAUUAUUACAACAGUUGCUAUUUUUAGUUAGGUUGUUCACAAUAUCUAAAUGCAUUUAAAUUCUGACCAGCAGCUGUGCUUUUUGCUGGAGACUUCUUGCAACUGAUAUGGAUAAGCCAUGUUUUCAUUUGGAUUUGUGCUAAUUCCCAUAUUGCUCUUGAGCAAAGAUUUCAGCUACUAUAACCGGGAAUGAUUGCAUUCUUAAGCAGCUCUCUUACGAUAGUGCUUCCAUCCACAUCGUAUGGUUAUAUGCAUUGGCCAUGGAUUGUAACCCUUACAAAUGUUCAAGUAUUGAAAUACUUAAUGCAGUUUAAUGCAGCAUGACUGAAGCACCGCGUGUUCAUUUUAUUAAAGGUGGACUUUCUUGCAUUACGUGAUGGAAUAACUUAUCCUGCUCUGAUGGAAUAUUAUACUGAAAUGUGGGCUGUUGGUACAAUGGAAUUUCGUUUGCACUGAAUUUAUUUGGCUGUCCUUGAGAAGUUCAGCUUUCCUUCUGCUGGACAGAGUGUUUCAUUUGAUUCCCCUGCAUUUUUUCUGGUGCCGGUUAAACCGGUUGGAAAUAGAGCACCAUGGCAGCAGCAAUUGCCAGCUCCUUGAUUCGACAGAAAAGGCAGGCGAGGGAAUCGAACAGCGACAGGGUGUCCACCUCCAAAAGACGCAGUAGCCCUAGUAAAGAUGGGCGCUCUUUGUGUGAGAGACACGUCUUUGGGGUGUUCAGUAAAGUUCGCUUUUGCAGCGGGAGAAAAAGGCCGGUUAGGAUAAGAGCAGAACCCCAGCUGAAAGGAAUUGUGACCCGAUUAUUUAGCCAACAGGGUUUCUUUCUACAGAUGCUCCCAAAUGGUACAGUUGAUGGGACCAAGGAUGAGAACAGUGACUAUACUCUAUUCAAUCUGAUCCCUGUUGGUUUGCGUGUGGUAGCAAUUCAAGGAGUGAAGGCAGGCCUGUAUAUAGCAAUGAAUGGUGAAGGCUUUCUGUACAGUUCAGACAUAUUUACACCAGAAUGCAAAUUUAAAGAGUCUGUGUUUGAAAACUACUAUGUUAUUUAUUCUUCAACACUGUAUCGGCAGCAGGUAUCAGGCCGUGCCUGGUUUCUUGGACUAAACAAAGAGGGACAGAUCAUGAAAGGCAACAGAGUAAAGAAAACCAAACCAUCCUCACAUUUUGUACCAAAACCUCUUGAAGUAUGCAUGUACAGAGAGCCAUCACUUCAUGAAAUUGGAGAAAAACAAGGACGUUCACGAAAAAGUUCAGGGACACCAACAAUGAAUGGAGGCAAAGUGGUUAACCAAGAUUCAACAUAGCUGAAGCAGAAACUUAUUCCACUGAAAAAAGAGGAUCAAGACAAAGCCAGGACCCAAUGAUUAUGAUUCUGAAUUUACCAGUCUUUUCCAUAUGAAUGGAUUAAAAAGUACAAUCAUGCCUGCUUGACAUUAAAAAAGAAUGAAUGAAAAAAAGAUGAAAGCAUAUUGUAGAUCAGGAUUCCAAAUUCAUUUUCUGCCAAGCUGUCUACACUAUGGAGAAAGAACUCUGUCUCUGCAUUACAAAUAUAACAUUUCUUAAAUUAAAUCAAAUGUUUUGGAGAGUUGAUCCAAGGAUGUUCUACAAAGGUGUCUUUAUUAAGAACCAACUCUAGAUAACAAAUAAGACUGGAUAUGUUUUAAAAAGAAAUCAGUAUACCCAUUUUUAAUUGUCUGAACAUAUGAAUAUUUUUUUUAUUUACAAAUUCCAGAAAAAAUAAUUUGUUUUGAUUUGACAGGCCUGGAUCCUACUGAAACAUAUGAAUAAAAUCCGGGGAUCUCAUACAACA
Protopterus annectens (West African lungfish) is the source of this 2569-nucleotide messenger RNA. It is a transcript of the gene FGF12, whose product is annotated as fibroblast growth factor 12. Gene Ontology annotation, molecular function: growth factor activity; fibroblast growth factor receptor binding. The transcript is spliced from 5 exons. The coding region runs from base 1332 to 2063 and encodes 243 amino acids. Gene Ontology annotation, biological process: regulation of cell migration; positive regulation of cell population proliferation; animal organ morphogenesis. Lineage: Eukaryota; Metazoa; Chordata; Ceratodontiformes; Protopteridae. Gene Ontology annotation, cellular component: cytoplasm. The record is from RefSeq and is a predicted model, not a curated record.